CUGAGAUCAGCCACGAAUCUUCCACUCUCAAGCACAAGCAUGGCUGAACUGCCACCGACGCCGCUCACUUCAAGUUCUCAGUUUAUUCAGGCCGAUGACGACGACGAAUUUGACGAAGACAGCAUACCUAGUUUCUCGCAUCCAACUAUUCCAAGCCCGCAGUCACCAGCGCCGUUUAAAGGCAAAGGACGUGCAAGAGAACCAGAACAACUUGCGCCACCUUCCGGCGCGAAUGUGCGGGUUAGCUCUCCGCUGUCCGGAAAUAUUGGCAGUGGACCAGUGAGGUCGGCAGUUGGCGGAGUCCAGGUUGAACGACGCUAUACCGGUAUUGACACGCUGGACGAACCUGUGUCGAAAACUCUCGCGCGCGACUUGUUCUCCAUUUAUACCAAGCUUAUUCAGGUUCUCUAUCCUCGCCGUUCAUCUGGUCGCGAGGUGCUUCGAGACUGGGAUUUAUGGGGACCACUGAUGUUGUGCCUUGCUCUAGGAAUUAUGAUGAGCAUUAGUGCUCCAGAAAAGCAGUCUUUGAACAUUUUCACGAGCGUUAUCGUUAUCUGCUCAAUUGGCGCGUUGACGGUGACCAUCCAAGCCAAGCUUUUGGGCGGUAGAGUUUCGUUUUUCCAGGGUCUUUGCGUCUUGGGCUACUGCAUCGCGCCUCUGAACAUUGCCGCUUUGGUCGCCAUUUUUGUUCACCGUAUCUAUAUCCGGGCCCCAGUUGCUCUGAUCGCAUGGGCCUGGUGUGUGUGGGCAUCGGUCAACUUCCUCGAUGGCACAAAAAUAGAGCAGCACCGCAUCUUGCUCGCCGUAUACCCGCUCUUGCUCUUCUACUUCAUUCUGGCUUGGAUGAUACUGAUUCAAUAA
Messenger RNA from Mycena indigotica, 861 nucleotides. Its product is annotated as Protein YIP. Gene Ontology annotation, cellular component: trans-Golgi network; membrane. The record is from RefSeq and is a predicted model, not a curated record. Lineage: Eukaryota; Fungi; Basidiomycota; Agaricomycetes; Agaricales; Mycenaceae. The transcript has 10 exons. The coding region runs from base 40 to 861 and encodes 273 amino acids. Gene Ontology annotation, biological process: endoplasmic reticulum to Golgi vesicle-mediated transport.